UGCCACGGCAGCGAGUAAACAGCGACGAGCUGGUCAGAGAGCAGAGGGCGCGAUGCUGUGCUGCAGCGUAUUAUUGGUGCCGGUGGCGGUGCUGAUGACGUACGUGGUGGCGCGGUCGCUGCCGCCGUCAGAUGCCACUGCCGGCGUCCGCAGUCCCUUCUGCGACGAACCGGACCCGAAGCUGCGGCGCGCUGCGGAGCUGGUGUACUGGUGCACCACGGCCGUGCUCACCGUCGGUGUGGCGUCGCUGUCGGAGUUCUGGACCGCCCUCGCCAGGACACGGCGCUACUGGAAGGCGGCCGACAGCCCGCCCGCCGCCGCAGACCAGGGUCGAAGGCGGAAGCGCGAACCAGCGUCUUACCCGAGGACAGCGCCCCGCGGCCAGAUGCCAUCCUAGCUGACGAUCCAGCCGUUCAGAGACAGACUGAUGCGCUGAAGACUGAACAGAUCUAACAGUAUCAAAAACGCCGAAAUUCCUGAGCUUUCCUUUACUGUUAUACGUGCAUAUUUUGGACAAAACCACUGAAUCGUCCAGUGGUAGGGAUGCCAUCAAAGAAUUUUAAAUUGCAGCACAAGCACUUAAAAAUAAAACCUGUUGGUAAAAGACAA
Messenger RNA from Schistocerca gregaria, 609 nucleotides. RefSeq lists its product as uncharacterized. Bases 53 to 397 code for a protein of 114 amino acids. Lineage: Eukaryota; Metazoa; Arthropoda; Insecta; Orthoptera; Acrididae. The transcript has 2 exons. The record is from RefSeq and is a predicted model, not a curated record.